Molecule: messenger RNA, 372 nt
Organism: Cooperia oncophora
Lineage: Eukaryota; Metazoa; Nematoda; Chromadorea; Rhabditida; Trichostrongylidae
Source: the annotation of a GenBank genome assembly
AUGCAAAGAACCAAUUACCAAGUUACAUUUUCUGCAAGUCGAUGGCCAUCUCUUGAAGCUGAUAUUCUUCAUAAGUUCCAAAUUUUCAUGUUACAGCUCUUCCAUUGCGAGAACAUGACCGCGGAGGAGUGUCAGGAUUACUAUCGACUUAACGCAGCUAUGGUUGAGGUGUUUUAUGAAACGCUCAACCAUGAGGUAAUUCAAGAGUCUGAAGCAUAUGGGUUUGUGAACCUUGUCGCUGAUUUUGGUGGACAUCUUGGACUUUGGUUGGGUAGGACUUCCGCAUGCAUUCCAUUUUCGGUGAUAACUAUGAUUGAGGUGAUUGUACUGCUAGUGGAAACUGAUAUUAAUGUUCUGCCGUCGAAGAGCUGA